GAUUCAAUGCGGAGGUUUCCUUAUUUCUCUCAAGCUUUUGACCUAGCCUCUGAAUCCCUGAUUGAUCGAGUCUUCUUGAAUGAGUUGAAUCCUGCUAUCUCGGCAAAAACCAGGCGUUGAUUAAGCUGGGAUAGUUACAUUCAACCUUAAACCCCAAAAUUCCCAAAUAUCUCGGCCCCAUCUCCUUAUAUGAUUCCAAUACACUCUCUCAUUUUAUUCUCUCGGAAAAUGAAAGAUGUCGCCCAUGUGAUCUCCAUCAUCAGUUAACACAACCACCACCACCACUCUCUUCAUUCUUUUUUUCUUCUUCGUUCAUUUUGGUUUUCUUAAUUGCUUACAUGCUUACCUGCGCCAUUGAUUUAUGAUACAUGUUAGCACAGAGGACAUCCCGAUCACUAGGGUAAGAGAUUUGGAGGAGGUCGUGAUAGAUAUGGCGGUGACAAGAUAGCCCUCUGUUUCUUAAGGCUCUGCCAAUCAUCUUGAAAACCUACCUACUAAAAUCUCUAUGUUGGAUCUAUGGUGGGUUGAAGACGAAAUGUUUCUUCUAAUUUGGUUUGGAAUUAUGAUGUUAUCUAAGGAUUUGAUAACCAAGAACCUUGAAUAUGGUGAAACUUGCGACAUAGUAAUUCAAUCAAGCGAUGACAGCUGAUUUAGGGCUUAUUUGAGAAAGAUCCGUUGUCUACAAGUCAUGUAGGGUUCUUGGGAUGCUAGAACCAGUCCUAGGGUUUCUACCAUCCCAGGCCCAUCACGAGCUCAGAUCUUAUGUGAUUCACGAGAGUGAAUCCUAUCUACAACUUCUAUCACGCUCCCCCUCCAUCUUUUCCACUCAGAUUACUCAAAUUCAAUUAUCAAGUUAUGAAAUGUUGGUGGGGAAAUGGAGAUGUUUGAAGAACAAUUUCUGCAUCAGUGGAUGGACUUGGAAGACAGCCAAUUAUAUUAAAGAGAUUAAAUUAUUAAGUCAAAGAUUAAGAAGAUAAGAUGGGGUGACACCACCGAACUUUCCUCUUGACGUCAACUACCCCCUGAACGUGAUGGCACCACCUCUCUGCAUCUCUCAACUGGCCACCACAAGCCAUCACAUAAUUGCUAUCCACCCUUAUAAAUUAAAGUGACAUUGAUGUCAAGACUUGAUGCUUUCAUUGUUUACUUUGUAGAAAGCAUGGAUCCUGCAUUUCCAACCAAUAGACUAUUUUUCUUAAUAGUUUCAUACAUUUUAUUGAACAAACACAAUAUUAUUCUCAAAAAAAAAAAAAGUUGGUGUUUUUUUGUUGCACACUGG
Molecule: messenger RNA, 1279 nt
Organism: Lactuca virosa
Lineage: Eukaryota; Viridiplantae; Streptophyta; Magnoliopsida; Asterales; Asteraceae
Source: the annotation of a GenBank genome assembly